AUGAAGGAAGCCUAUGUGACCACGGGGGCAACUUCCCCCUACGAAAGGCUUGUGCUUGCGGUUCUCUCUACACGCUUCAUCACCGCCCUUGCCACGGCAGGGUUUAGCAAACUAACUGUCCAACAUGGCACUUUUAAACCUAACCGUGAAUUCAAAGAGGCUCUCGUCCAAGGUACUGCUCAGGGGGUGCAAAUAUCCUUCUGCGAAUACGAUUCCUCCCUCGCCGCCCGGAUGGCUCGUUCCCAAUUGGUUUUCUCCCACGGAGGCGCCGGAUGCAUUUUGGAUGCCGUUCGGGUGGGGUCCCACCCGAACGGCAAGGACGGCCGACGCGUAGUGGUGGUCCCUAAUAACGCCCUCAAGGACGCCCAUCAAAGAGAAAUUGCACAUGCCUUUGCCGACAUGGGGCUAGUGGAAUGUAUCGAUAUCGAAGGUGGAGUUGAUGAAUUAGUGGAUGCAUUAGUACAGGUGGUGCCAACAGACACAACUAGUCUUACCACCACCAUCACCACCACUACUGACACGAAGAAUUGCGUGGCCCAUGGUGCCAUUGUAGAGUCAGUUGUUUCUCAAGAACUCUAUUGA
Molecule: messenger RNA, 582 nt
Organism: Pichia kudriavzevii
Lineage: Eukaryota; Fungi; Ascomycota; Pichiomycetes; Pichiales; Pichiaceae
Exons: 1
Coding region: 1-582 (193 amino acids)
Biological process (GO): dolichol-linked oligosaccharide biosynthetic process
Molecular function (GO): hexosyltransferase activity
Source: RefSeq, a predicted model, not a curated record